This is a messenger RNA of Rhodofomes roseus, 770 nucleotides long. Its product is annotated as DUF866-domain-containing protein. NCBI's taxonomy places the organism in Eukaryota, Fungi, Basidiomycota, Agaricomycetes, Polyporales, Fomitopsidaceae. The record is from RefSeq and is a predicted model, not a curated record. The transcript is spliced from 6 exons. Bases 59 to 553 code for a protein of 164 amino acids. Gene Ontology annotation, molecular function: zinc ion binding.
UCACCGGGCGCCUCUUUCUCGCGCCCACUCCCAUACUGAUAGCUCCAGCCUGUUCACCAUGGUCCGUCUGCUGCUUUCCAUCAGAGCCGAGCUGGAGAAUGUCACCGAGCUCGUUCCCGCCCCAGACUCUUCAAGUUUCGAGUACUUCUUCGAAGUAAAGUGCACAAGCUGUAAUGAAGUGCAUCCAAAGUUUGUAUCAGUCAACAGUGUGGAGGAGCACCAGGUGACAUCCGGCAAGGGCAACACAGCACACUUCGUCUGGCGAUGUGGCCUCUGCAAACGGGAGUCGUCCGCCAAGUUUGAUCCUGGCUUCAAGCCUCAGCCAUAUUCAGCCGACGCCAAUGGCCAGCUCGCACCUUUCCUGACCAUUGAUUGUCGCGGCUUGGAGUUCAUCGGAUUCGAUCCCAGGGGGACAUGGCGAUGUGUGGGGGCAGAGUCAGGCACUGUCUUUAACGAAGUAGAAUUAGAUGAAGGCGAAUGGGUUGACUAUGAUGAGAAGGCUGCCCUACCAGUUGGCGUGUCCAAUAUCGAAUGCAAGUGGACAAGGGCGUAAAGAGGAACCCGACGAAAACAAACAUUGUAAGAUAUAUAGUCGAUGUCCGCCCAGCCGAAGACAUCCGUUUGGUGUCGUGUACUCUGCGCAGCUAUCUGGCCAUGCACAGCAGAGAUGACAUCCAACGUGCCAGAGAUAAAUCGAUCUUUGCUCAGAGUAUGUAUGGUACACAUGCAUCCGACGUACUAACAAACUCGCAACUGCAAGAGCGAUACAA